Molecule: messenger RNA, 3107 nt
Organism: Osmerus eperlanus (European smelt)
Lineage: Eukaryota; Metazoa; Chordata; Actinopteri; Osmeriformes; Osmeridae
Gene: nmbr
Product: neuromedin B receptor
Exons: 4
Coding region: 126-1274 (382 amino acids)
Biological process (GO): G protein-coupled receptor signaling pathway
Cellular component (GO): plasma membrane
Molecular function (GO): neuropeptide receptor activity
Source: RefSeq, a predicted model, not a curated record
UCCCGAAGUAGCGCACGGUCAUUUCAGCACUAUCUAAAGGGGACAGCUCCCGUGCGCGCCUCAUUAACGGACGAGAAGGAAGUUAAUUGUUUCACUGUGAUUCAUGUAACAUAUUACGAGGGGACAUGGAUGAUGUUUUCUACAACUAUUCUUUUGCAGUGAACUCCGGUUACACUAACUUCACUGAUGAAGACUGGAUCCUCGAUGAUGGAGGGGAAACUAUUCACUUUGUCAUUCGAUGUGUCAUGACAUCCGUUUAUAUUCUGAUCAUAACCAUUGGCUUGUUAGGGAACAUCACUCUUGUGAAGAUCUUCAUCACCAACAGCGCAAUGAGGAGCGUUCCCAACAUAUUCAUCUCCAGUCUGGCAGCAGGAGAUCUCUUACUGCUGGUCACUUGUGUGCCCGUGGAUGCGUUCCGUUAUCUGUUUGAAGAGUGGAUUUUUGGCGUGGUGGCGUGUAAACUGAUACCGGUCAUUCAGCUCACUUCGGUUGGAGUGUCGGUGUUCACUCUUACUGCGCUGAGCGCAGACAGGUACAAGGCCAUAGUGAACCCUAUGGAUAUCCAGACCUCCAGCGCAGUGUUCUGGACCUGUCUGAAGGCUGGUUCUAUCUGGGGGGUAUCUAUCCUGCUAGCCGUGCCAGAGGCCGUCUUCUCACAGGUGGUCUCCAUGCACGGCCGAAACAAUGUGACCUUCGUGAACUGUGUGCCCUACCCCCUGUCCAAUCAGAUGCAUCCUAAGAUUCACUCGGUCAUGAUCUUCCUGGUGUACUUCCUGGUUCCGUUGGGCAUCAUCUCUGUUUACUACUACCACAUUGCCCGCACGCUCAUCAAGAGCGCUCAUGACAUGCCCGGAGAGAUCAGCGAGCACACCAAGAGACAGAUGGAGACCAGGAAGCGCCUAGCCAAGAUCGUGUUGGUGUUCGUGGGUCUGUUCGCCCUGUGCUGGUUCCCAAACCACAUCCUCUAUAUGUACCGUUCCUUCCACUACCAGCAGAUGGACCUGUCUCUUGCCCACCUCAUAGUCACCCUACUGGCAAGAAUCCUCAGCUUCUCCAGCUCUUGCGUCAACCCCUUUGCCCUUUACCUGCUCAGCGAAAGCUUCCGGCGCCACUUCAAUGCCCAGUUGCGCUGUGGGCGGAAACCGUACCACGACAGGAACCCCAGCUACAUGCAUAGCACCUCUGCCAUACGCCUCACCUCCAUCAAAAAGCCCUCCGCCGCGCCCUCCGUCCUUGCCAACGGCCAUGGCAACAGGCAGGAGGUCUCCCUGUAGGGGUUGCAGGUCAAAGGUCAACCCCAACCGCAGCUAGACAUCCAGGAAAACCAGGUCAUCCAGGCAAUGGUCACUGUCAAACAACUGAAACCCUAGGAUCACAAUUCAUGAGGGAUUAUUGAUACAUUUUGAAAAUACUGUUGGUUCACAAGGCGGACUAAUGACUAAUGGCCAUAGGGAGUCAACUGGAAGGUAAAGUUGAAGGUUCACAUUUUAGUUUGGGAUUGAACCAAGUGGUUUUAACCUAAUCUGUCACACAUGCAUGUUUUCUGCAACCGUUUUCUCUUUGAGAACCCAUCUGAUCUCGAACCUUUUGUGACACUUCUGAAAACUAUAGUCAAGUCUUUACUCUUACUGAAUGUGUAGUAUUACAGAUUUGUAAGACACAUCUUCCCAUAGGGAAACUAUUCUUUGGAUUUUGUGUCUAUUCCUGUCUUUGGAGUUCUUUGUUUUUUUCUGAAUUUGACGCACAACUCAAAACUCUACUCCGUCACACAGCCUAAGUGCAGUGAUCCAUUAACAGAGUUCAGAGGCUGAAUUUAACUGAUGACAUUUUGAAAUUGCAUUUGACAGUCCUUGCAUGGCAGUAUGAGAUAGCUGGCAUAGAGGCAGGUGGAGAAACCUUAUAGAAAGAGAACCAAAUCCUAUUCACUGCUAAUUGCAUGCACUAUUGCUGUAUUUGGAUAAUUACAGCAAUUACGGUUUCAAUUACAAAACACUUUACAGACAAAGGGCCUUUUCCAUUUAUAGGGCCUAGUGGACAAGAAACAUCAGUAUAGGCCCAGUUCAAAUUAAACUAGCUAGAAAAACACACAUCCACACCAACUAUUCACACAUAGCUAGUGAGGAGAAAAUAGAGCAAAUUUUUGGUAAAAAUCUAUUCACACAUGCAGCAAUGAGGCAAGUUACAAUACAUUGUCAAUGAAAGUCAGGGUUGGCGGAGGAGCCAAGGAGUGGUGCGUUGGAUUUCAGCGUUGAAGGUUGAAACUAUAUAGUGAUGCUGGGACAUGUCAACCAAUCAAUGGACCCCAUAACACGUAAUGUCAAUUGUCCUGCUGCUCUACUUGUCCCAUAUGAUUUAUGAGAUUUAAACAAGGACGUACUAGCUAUCUUGUACCAUCUUAGUCAUCACCACCCUUUGUUUAUUGUUAUUACAGACAAAGCAAACAAGGAUUCUAGUAGCUAACAAACAUAACUAGCAAGCUACCUGUAGCUUCCAGCUUUUAAUCACUGGCUGCACUGCUGCGGUUGUGAAUGCCCUACACUCGGCAAUGCAAGUUGUUUAAACACACAGCAAGGAAAAGCAAGCAAAUUGUCAUCACAUGAAGACUGGAAAAUAAAUCGAACUUCCUAUUCUUAAAAGCCACGUACAGAAAUUCCUGUUUAGAUAUGUAUGUAGAUCUCACAAAGGGGCAUCCCAGUCAGAUAUACAAAUCAUCAUAAAAGGCUAUGUUGGUUAUCUCCCCAAACACCUGCACGGGAGCUGUGCCAUGUGAAUGAUGACUGGGGACCCCAUGGCUCAAACACUGAGCGCAGGAAAUCUGCACAGGCUUCUGGACCCUGCGGUUUCUGUGAUGUGAAAGGGCCUGGGAAGUGGCAGAAAAGAUGGAAGGGUUACGGCAUGCAGCCGAGACAGGCUCUAGUGGUUUCCCUCAUAGGAUCACUGUGACUCAUGCAUGUGCCAUUUUUUGUUGGGUAAUGGCUAUUUGCAAAGACUGAACUCUAGGCUAUGGAACCCUAGGCUAUACAACAACAUUAUUAUUUAUUGCCUUAAUUUGUAUGGUAGUGUAAUUAAGACGUAUUAUUGUGUUAUUUUCAGCUAUGAAUAGAGGG